This is a messenger RNA of Anolis sagrei ordinatus, 837 nucleotides long. Lineage: Eukaryota; Metazoa; Chordata; Lepidosauria; Squamata; Anolidae. The record is from RefSeq and is a predicted model, not a curated record.
AUGGCGACUUUGUCUCCGAAGAUAAAAGAGAUAAAAGAGGUGAAAGAAAAUAAAGGAACAACAAGAAAGGGUUCAGUUUCAGAAGAGCCAAGUGUGAGAGAUAUGUUAAAGGAGAUUAUCAAAGAGCUACAAACAGUGAAAGAGAACCAAGAAGAACACCAGAAAACAACACAGGGUCAAGCACAAAGCCUGAAAGAGAUAAAAGAGGAAAUGAAAGGAAUGAAGACAGAAAUAGUGUUGCUACAAAGUGAGAUCAAAAGCCUGAAAAUAGAAAAGAAAGAAAUGCAAAAAACGCAAGAAAGCUUAGAAAGAAAGAUAAAGAUACUGCACCUGGAAAAAGAAAGACUAGAAGAAAAACAAUCGUACACGGAAGCAAAGGAGAUGGAAUUUCAAUUAAGAUUAAGGAACAUCCAAGAAGAGCAAGGGGAGAAUAUAAGGGAAAAGGUAAAGGAGAUCCUGGGAGAACUUAUGGAAAAGUCAGAACAAGAAAUUGAAGACCAGACAGACAGAAUACAUAGAAUUAACACCAAUUUCGCGAGGAGAAACAGAACUGCGAGAGACGUGUUAGUCCAUUUUGUGAAGAAGAUUCAAAGAGAUGCGAUAUUAAAGGCGAGCAGCAAAAAAACCGUCUUGUACAAGGGCAAGAAGGUCAUAAUAUUGAAAGAGAUACCAGGAGUCGUACUGAACAAAAGGAAAAAAUACAAACCACUUGCUGAAGAACUCAAAAGGCAGAAAAUACGCUUUCAAUGGGAAAGAGAAGGCCUAAUGACAACAUAUCAGGAACAGAAACAUUGGAUUACAGAUGAAGAAACAGCAAAGGACUUUUUAAAAAGGAUU